This is a messenger RNA of Fibroporia radiculosa, 2985 nucleotides long. RefSeq lists its product as uncharacterized. The transcript is spliced from 6 exons. The record is from RefSeq and is a predicted model, not a curated record. Lineage: Eukaryota; Fungi; Basidiomycota; Agaricomycetes; Polyporales; Fibroporiaceae. Gene Ontology annotation, biological process: nuclear-transcribed mRNA catabolic process, nonsense-mediated decay. Gene Ontology annotation, cellular component: telomerase holoenzyme complex. Gene Ontology annotation, molecular function: telomeric repeat DNA binding; telomerase RNA binding; protein binding. Bases 1 to 2985 code for a protein of 994 amino acids.
AUGUCAGACGAAUCUGCGCUCCUUGCUCGAGAGGCCAAGGGCCUGCAGCAAAGUCUGAAGGAGUUGCUGAAGACCCGAGAUGCAUGGGAUAGAGAAAUCGAAUUUCAGAGGAAGAGGCGACAAUACCUCCGCUUGCUAUUCGUACACCCUUACGCUCCAGAGUCAAAAGAUGUUGACAACCAUCUUUGGAUGGCCACAUCGUACCAGUUCAUAUCUAGAUAUAAGGAGCGGCUUACCCAGCUUGACAGGAUAAUCCAUGGACCUCCUCGGCAACAGCAACAGCAGCAGGCAUCUCGAUCUCAUAACGGACAGCACCGCGAUGUCGAAUAUCGCAAGCUCCUUCAACGUUUCCGCCAAUUUCUAGCCGAAGAGGAGAAGUUUUGGGUCCAGUUGAUCGUUCGCAUACGUCGCGUAUUCGCCCUCGAUGACGCCCAACGCGCGCUCGCUGCGCUCAGCAUCGUCCCUCCUGAGGGGACACCUACAUCGCCCACUGCUCCCGACAAUGGCAAUGCGAGGCGAAAUCAACAUCAGUUUCCUUCUGAGGCUGAUGUGGUAUCGCCUACUGCCGUAGCAGCGACGGCUGAACAGCGCCAGAGCAAGAUGGCCAUCUUAAGCAAAGCGCUUGUAUGCUUAGGAGAUAUUGAGCGGUAUAAGGAACAAUACAACGAGACAGGAAAUAGACCUCGUGCAGGUCACGAAGACGGCCCGCCAGCUGCUUCAGGUUCUGGUAGAGGGCGAGGCAGAAGGGGUGGCGCAGCAGCCGCCCAGUCCCUUAUGCCUCGGAUGCGAAACUAUGACAAGGCACAACAGUGCUACGAGCAAGCGCGGUUACUACUUCCCCAAGAUGGUAACCCCUCUCACCAGCUCGCCAUUCUGGCCACGUACCAGAAGGAUACCUUCAAUUCGCUGGUGCAUUACUAUCGCGCCCUUUGCGUUCGCACACCGUACGAGACGGCGUCGGAGAACAUGGGUAUGACCCUCGGCAAAGCCCUGGAUGCUUGGCGAGGUAAAGGUGAAAAUGUUGCAGAGAAAGCAGAGAUAGAUCACUCGGAGCCCCCUCGACUGAGGAUAAAAGCUUUCACGGAAAAAUUGGUCAUCCUGCAUGCAUUGUGGCGGUUACCUACCGAGGAUGCGGGCAUUCCGCUUCCGGACCUAUCUCGAACAGUCGUCUCGGAUUUCAAGGCGUUGGUUUUCAAACGUGACUUGCCAAUCGACAUGAUCUCGAAGGUCAUCAUUCUCUCGCAAGGCGCUUUGUGGAAUAACCGAUCGGCUCGCCAUUCAUCUGCAAACGGCGCGCCUGGGAGGAGGGGGCCUCCAGUUCCUGCUGGUACUGGGACUGAAUCUAGUAUUGCCACCCAUUUACUUGCUCUACAUCGCGCACUUCUUGAAGUCGCCAGCGAAGAAAUCAAGGAAGCAUCUUUGGAGAACACGAACGAUCAAGAUCUCGCGCAGCGCAUCACGGCAACGUUUCGUAGAACGCUACCUGCUCUACGUCUUGCAGGCAAAUGGAUACGUGGGAAUACGAAGUAUAUUUCGCAAGCCUCGUCGCUCCUUAGAGAGCAACAAAUUGACACACUGGGGGACACAGAUACAAAGAGCCCGAACUCGAGAAGACGAGUGCGGACGAGACGAGUCGCUAAGCCGCCAAUAUCUAUCUUGGGUGUGCGCGAGUUCUGGGAGUCGUUUGUGAAGUUUUCAAACACCCUUACGCGUGCCUUUCCAUUUGAGAAGCUGCCUGUCCUUGGUUCCCCAUUGGAAGAAGAUAUGGAGAUGUCGGGGUUUUUACCGUUACGGGCGCUCAUGGUCGGGGAUGUAUUGGUGGGGAAUUCGGGAAGAAGUGCCACAAACGUCGUCGCUCAGGUGCGCGAGGAGGUGCAUCCGAAUGAAGAGCAGUUGAUGAGGAUCAGGGAUAUCCUCGCGGACACUCGAGCGCUGGCAGAUGCUGAGGAGACUCCAUUUGUCUUUACGGACAAUGAGUUCAUGCUUAGGGAUGAUCGCCUGAGCGACCUUGAGACAGCACCAACGACGGUUGAUUCACCCAAUCACCGAAUUCAGAUGUCUCGGUCUGGAAGCCCAGAUCCUUUGGUCGCUGAGAUUGCGGGAGGAGACCCAGAAACUCUAGACCUCGAAGAUGGCAGUGCUACGGAGACUUCACGCACUGAGUAUGAUCCUGUGGAUGCCGCUUUCCGCGAGGUUUUGGAACAAUCCAACGAAAGUGAUGAGGAAGAAGAUGAAAUUGUGUGGAAUCCGAGAUCGUCCAUUCAACCUCAAGUUUCCAGCCCUCCGCUUCCGCACGGUACUCCUCGUUUGGUCGCGCCUAACUCACCUCCCUUCCAACAUCGAACACCACCUGUAGCGAACAAAUCACUCGAAUUGACCGCAGGAGCUCUAUUGAAAGAACUGCAAGGCCCGAGUCAUUCGCGAGUCUCAUCUGCUCCACAGGCGCUCCUAUUUGGAUCUAGUCCCUCCGGUGGUCAUAGCUCAAUAUGGUCGACUACUAGUAGCAGCGAUCCUCUGAAUUACUCCAAGCCUGGGCUUCCAUUGUAUCAAUCUCAGCCAUCAUUCGGCUUUUCUCAAGGAUCAUCGUCUUACCAGAACUCACAAGGCCGAAACGUCACAUUGCCUCGUCUACCGUCUCCGCAGACCAGUUCGAUCUGGAACGGUGGCCACCAACGUAUCGGUUCCUUAGGUCGCAUUCAGGGACUUCCUAGCCCUGGGUUCAGUCAUCAGCAGCAACACUACGGAUCCUCUACCACUUUCCUGCCGCCUGCAGACCCAUCCAGCUCCCCAUUCAACAAUGGUGUACCAUCAGCUUACGCGGAUCCAGUCUACACGGCCUCUCCUCAUGCUAUGCUCCAGACGCAGUAUCCGCCUGGCUAUCAUCAUCCUGUUCAUCACUCGCGCAUCCCAAGUGCCGAGACAGGUCUCCAGGUCCCAAUGUCAUCACUUACUUCAGCAUCGCAGCUGUGGCUAAAUCCCGGAUAA